AAGCCGUAAUUAUAUUAUUAUAGUCAUUUAUAUUGUAAGUAUAUUAUUGUGUAUGUGUAUAAAUCUGUGUAUUAUGAAAGCAUAUAUUAAAAACAACAUGAAAAUAUAAAUCUGUAUGCUAGGGGUACGCAGACAGUUGAUAGGUCUGGAAGGGGGUACGCGGCAAUCAAAAGUUUGGGAACCUCUAUUCUAGUGGCUAUUCCUGUGUCCUGCUGAUGGGGUUCCAAUGGCGCCUGUGAUUUUAAACGCACAGUAUUAUGGGUAAACUCGGUCGGAAUUAUGGGAGUGACCGAUCCUUCUUUUCAUUAUCCUAGGAUUCAACCAGGAAAUCGUAGAUAGAAAAACGAAACAAAACAACAAUUUAGGCUAUUAAUAAUUCCGACUGGGUAUAUGUUUUUGGUUUUUUUUUGGAUUUGUAUUAUUGAGACAAAGUUAACAUGAAUCAAUGUGAUUGCUUUUAAAAUAAAUACAAAAUGGAGUUCCUACAGUUAAAACUUUCAAGUUCGGUUGUCUUACUCGCCGCCAGCAUCUGCUGCAUUCUUGUCUCAUUCGGAGAUAGUUCGACUACACCUGUACCACAUCAGACGUGCUCUUCCAUCACAGGGUCUUGUGAAGAGUGCCUGAAGAAUGUAUCGUGUCUGUGGUGUUACACCACCAAUGUUUGUCUGGAUUAUCCUGUCAGAAAUGUACUUCCACCAUCCAUAGUCUGCCGUCUGUCUGAUGCACGAUGGGGAGUGUGUUGGGUAAACUUUGAGGCCAUGAUCAUCGCCAUGGCCGUGGUGGGUGGUAUCAUCUCGACAGCCAUCACCAUCUGCUGCUGCUGCUGCUGCUGCGGCUGCUGUUGCAGGAAGCGCUCUUCAGGAUCUGAUAGAGAUGAAGAAAGAAUGGCCAGGAAACGUGAGGAAAGAAUGCAACGCUUGAAUGAAAGGAAGGCAGAAAAAAAGACUAAACAUGAUGAAAUCCGUAAGAAGUAUGGUCUUUUAUCAAAUUCAGACCAUCCCUACAGCAGAUUUGAGAAUGAUUAAAAGUGCAAUCAAGAUGUGCUGGUUUUAAGGGUGGAAGGGGCAGACGGUUCUACAAGUUGUACACAGUUUAUUUUUUCUAAUUUAACUCCUAUUUUCAUGUACACAGUCAUUGAUUUUGGUUGCUAUAAUUCACUCUCCGAGCUGUAAAUUUAAUAAGGACGAAAGUCUUUGUUGCAUUAAAGGGUUUGCUGAUUUUGUUAAUAUGUUCCUACUUCCAAGUAAAAUAUUUUCAAACUGUAACAUUGGUCACAUUUAUACUUUUCACACUAAGUAUAUAAAUAUUGUUUAGAAUUUUUCCGCUUUGUGCUCACUAGCAUUCUGAAUGACCCCUCCCUUCAUUUAAAGAAGUAAUCUUUAAACGGUUGUGCAUUGAUGAUUGUUACUGACUUCAUUGCUGUGCUUAUUAAAACAAGAUGCCUGUAAGCUGUUAAGAACAUUUAAAUUAUUUUAAUCUUUCUUCAUAAUCAAUUAUGAUUUUUCAUAUUGUCGUAUGUACUAUUUCAAGGCACCAAAAGAGACUAUAUAUUUUAGAACGUUUCUAAAUAAAAUGCAAUAGAAAUAUUCAUGUUUAACUGUAUGCAACAGCUUUUUCUCAGACCUGGAUUAGCAGUAAUCUUGCCCUGUUGAGAUCUAUACAUGGUUCCUUUUUGUUAGUGUAUGUUUCAUUUAAGUACCCAUCAGUGGAAGCACAUAUUGAGUUUUCAUAGUGGCAUACAAUUGAAGUGUGAUUUAGUUUUGAUUAAGAAUCUGUGAACUUCAGUUGACACAAUUAUAGCCCUUAUGUCAUUAUCAUAUCAUGAACGUUAAAAAAAAAAAAAAAAAAAAAAAUACUACCACCAAUCAGUGUUGCCCUACAAACAAAGCUUCUCAAAAGUAUUGUAUAAUGAUUGCCUAAUCUUUGGUUAAGGGUACUGAAAUACUAUACUGUAGUUUAUUCAUCACCACUCGGCACCUUUUAUAAUGCUCAUUUUAGUUAAACAGGAUUUAUUAAUGAAAUGUAUACUUUUGAACCAGAAUAUCUGGAGAGGAUAGUCCCACAUUACUGCUAAUUGUAAGGCUGAGACAACUGCUUCAAAAUUGUCUGUACGUUACUAUAUUGCAACUAGUGGCAAAGGAAGUAUAGAAUAUAUACUGUACAUACUUAACCAGAAAUUAUAUCUGACAGCUAAAAUAUACAAAAUACUGUCAUUUAGUUUAGUGUUGUUAACAUAGUGGAGGACAUUUUGCAUAACGUUUAUAUAUAUAUAUAUAUAUAUAUAUAUAUAUAUAUAUAUAUAUAUAUAUAUAUAUAUAUAUAUAUAUAUAUAUAUAAAAAUUUGUGGCAGACUAGGGGGAGGAGAAGAAACAAACGUAGUCCAAGAGGGGCUUAAAGACUACAUUCCCCAAAAUGCCACGGGAAGGAGCCAGGAUGAGGUACACUUGGCUCUAAAAAUUGAUGAAUGUUACCUGCCUGUGAUUAGCAGCCAGGUAUUUAACAGGCCAGCAUUGUUUGUUCUGGGCAGUCUCCGGUCUGUGGGAAGAGAGAAGCUGUCACAUUGAAUAGACCUGUGUGGUUUUAAAAAAAAAAAAAGGUAGUGUGUGAACCUUUUUGUUUGUGUGGUGUAUUGUUUAUUUUUGUUCUGUGUAAAAAAUAAAAGUGCAAUUCUGG
Molecule: messenger RNA, 2673 nt
Organism: Acipenser ruthenus (sterlet)
Lineage: Eukaryota; Metazoa; Chordata; Actinopteri; Acipenseriformes; Acipenseridae
Product: pituitary tumor-transforming gene 1 protein-interacting protein-like
Exons: 7
Coding region: 474-1025 (183 amino acids)
Biological process (GO): protein import into nucleus
Cellular component (GO): nucleus; cytoplasm
Source: RefSeq, a predicted model, not a curated record